This is a messenger RNA of Octodon degus (degu), 1208 nucleotides long. It is a transcript of the gene Impa2, whose product is annotated as inositol monophosphatase 2. Gene Ontology annotation, molecular function: inositol monophosphate 1-phosphatase activity. The transcript is spliced from 8 exons. The coding region runs from base 132 to 980 and encodes 282 amino acids. Gene Ontology annotation, biological process: inositol metabolic process; phosphatidylinositol phosphate biosynthetic process; signal transduction. The record is from RefSeq and is a predicted model, not a curated record. NCBI's taxonomy places the organism in Eukaryota, Metazoa, Chordata, Mammalia, Rodentia, Octodontidae.
CGCGCUUCCUGCGGGUGGCGUUAAGAGCGCGAGCUCCGGAGGGCAACAGCGGCGUGCGAGGAGCGCAGCGGCGUGGGAGGACCGCGGUGUAUGAGGGUGACAGCUGCGUGAGGAACACGCUGGCGGCCGUGAUGAAGGCGGGCGACCAGGAGCCGGGGAGCCCGUGGGACGAGUGCUUUGAGGCGGCGGUGCAGCUGGCCCGGCGCGCUGGACAGGUCAUCAGAAAAGCUCUCUCUGAGGAAAAACGUGUCUCGACAAAGACAUCGGCAGCGGACCUCGUGACUGAGACAGACCGCCUGGCGGAGGAGCUGAUCGUUUCGGAGCUGCGAAAGCAGUUUCCUUCACACACGUUCAUUGCAGAGGAGGCCACAGCCGCUGGGGCCAAGUGUGAGCUCACCUCCAGCCCCACCUGGAUCAUUGAUCCCAUCGAUGGCACCUGCAACUUCGUGCACAGGUUCCCCGAGGUGGCAGUCAGCAUCGGAUUUGCUGUUCACAGAGAGCUGGAGUUCGGUGUGGUUCACCACUGCAUGGAGGAGCGGCUGUACACCGCCCGUAGGGGCCACGGCGCCUUCUGCAAUGGCCAGCGAUUGUGUGUCUCGGGGGAGACAGAUCUCUCCAAGGCCCUGAUUCUGACGGAAAUCGGUGCCAAGCGGGACCCCGCCACGCUGAGGCUGCUCCUGAGCAACAUGGAGCAGCUGCUACUCGCCAAGGCCCACGGGAUCCGGGUCAUCGGCAGCUCCACCUUGGCGCUCUGCCGCCUGGCCGCAGGGGCUGCUGAUGCCUAUUACCAGUUUGGCCUGCACUGCUGGGACCUGGCAGCUGCCACAGUCAUCAUCAGAGAAGCAGGCGGCACUGUAAUAGACACCACAGGUGGACCCCUUGACCUCAUGUCACGCAGAGUGGUUGCCGCAGGUACCCAGAAGAUGGCCACACUUGUUGCCCAGGCCUUACAGCCGAUCAGCUGCGGGCGGGACGACUGAGGACCAGUCCCACCCAGAGCAGCUCUGUCGGCCCAGGCUGCACACCCAGUCGUCACUAGCCACCGGCCUCUCCAGGGCCAGGCGUCCUACCGGUCUCUCUCUGGUGCCCCCAAAGUCUCAGGUUCUGAGCAUCCCCCAGGGCCAGCCCCGGCCUGUAGGGAAUGCACAUUGUUCACCCAGCCUCAGGUAAUGCAUAGAAAACGCAGGGCCCUGCUGUCCUCAGGGCAC